AUGACAGAUGAAUAUAAUGCUCUUCUCAACAAUAACACAUGGAAACUUGUUCCCCUACCACCAGACAGAACUCUCAUUGGCUGCAAAUGGAUUUUUCGCACCAAGUACAAUCCAGAUGGUUCAAUUCUUAAAUACAAGGCUAGGUUAGUAGCCAAGGGGUUUCACCAACAAGAGGGUUUUGACUAUCACGAAACUUUCAGUCCUGUAGUCAAACCAGUCACCAUUCAGAUCAUCAUCUCUGUUGCCCUCUCCAAAGGAUGGCCCAUACACCAACUAGAUGUCAACAACGCCUUUAUCAAUGGUGAUUUACACGAAGAAGUCUUCUUGCAACAACCACCAGGAUUUUUUCACACGGACAAAACUCUGGUGUCACCUAACAAAGGCCCUAUAUGGACUCAAACAGGUUCAUCCUCACAAGUGAUUACAAACAUCAUUCAGUCUCUCCACACCACAUUUGCCCUCAAAGACCUCGGUCAACUACACUACUUCCUAGGAAUUGAGGCCACUAAAACCACUACAGGAGGAUACCAUCUUCAUCAAACCAAAUAUAUACAAGAUCUUAUACAGAGAGCAAAAAUGGAAAACUGCAAACCUGUUCCUUCUCCCAUGGCCUUCAGCAUAAAACUCACCUCCACAGAUGGAUCCACACAUCCUGACCCCACACAGUAUCGCUCCAUAGUAGGAGCCCUCCAAUAUGCCACCAUAACUCGCCCCGAUAUCACCUUUAGCGUCAACAAGGUCUGUCAAUACAUGCACCACCCCCUGGACACUCACUGGAAGGCUGUAAAACGUAUUCUCCGAUAUCUCAACGGCACCACCUCGCAUGGCCUCACCAUUCAUCCAUUAGAAAAUUUUCACCUCACCGCGUACUGUGACUCUGAUUGGGCCUCCGAUCUUGAUGACAGACGAUCAACAAGCGGCAUCUGUAUUUUCUUUGGCUCCAAUCUCGUCAACUGGUCCUCGAAAAAGCAAACGGUGGUCAGUCGAUUAAGCACCGAAGCGGAAUAUCGCUCUCUAGCAUCUACGAUUACAGAACUUUCAUGGACAAAAUCACUGCUUUCAGAAAUUCAAGUUCCUCUUCCGCGAUCCCCAACCAUUUAUUGUGAUAAUCUCUCCACGGUUCAACUAUCAGCCAACCCUGUGUUUCUCUCACGCACGAAGCAUUUUGACCUAGAUCUAUAUUUCGUCCGUGAACAGGUGGUCAGCAAGGCAGUCUCGGUUCAUCACAUCCCUGUGGUGGACUAA
Molecule: messenger RNA, 1245 nt
Organism: Gastrolobium bilobum
Lineage: Eukaryota; Viridiplantae; Streptophyta; Magnoliopsida; Fabales; Fabaceae
Exons: 2
Coding region: 1-1245 (414 amino acids)
Source: RefSeq, a predicted model, not a curated record